Molecule: messenger RNA, 1434 nt
Organism: Blepharisma stoltei
Lineage: Eukaryota; Ciliophora; Heterotrichea; Heterotrichida; Blepharismidae
Source: the annotation of a GenBank genome assembly
AUGGCUUUUUUCUAUUUGCUAUACACUUUUUUUGCAUGCAAUUAUUUUUUAAAAAAAUCUAUAGUUGCAUUCAAUAAAUUUUCAGCCUUUUUGACGUUUCAAAGAACAGCUGUAAAAAGUUAUGCGGCUUUUUUUCAUGAUCCCUUAGUUGAAGCUGGCCAAUUAUGAAUCAUAAACUCAAAAAAUAUAUAGGUUUAUUCAUUCAGAAACAGUGUGAAUUGCAUCCACUAUAUAAAAGUUUGCAGAAAAGAGGAAAAGAGUUUCUUACAAUAAAUAUUAGGAGGAUGGGAAGACUUCAGUGCAGAAAAUAAAAAUUAGCAUCGAAUUUUUUAAAAAUAGCAAGCCAAAAUUAAAACGGUUAUUAAAAAUAAGCUUUUGCUUACUCCCUCCCUCUCUGUGAGCGAACAAAACCAUUUGAAAAAUCCCUAUUUUUUAGCCCUUUCGAGAGUGAACAAAAAAAGUUUUAUGAAAAAAUUUUUGAGAUAUAAGUGAUUAUUAGUAUAAUGAAAUCUCUAGUUAAUUCUGUUUAAUUUUAAAAAAAUUGCAUUUUAAAACACAAAUUUUACAAAUUAAAUAUAUAUUUGCUUUCCAAAUUGAGAUUUUUUUAAUUUCGAAAUUUACUAUCGUUAUUUGCAGAUUUUUGAACAUUACCACCUAAAUUUGGAAUCUUUUCCGCGUGUGAAAAGAUGAUUCCACAUCUGAAGCCCUUUUGAUUUCACAUGUGGAAUUAUCUUUUCACACUCGGAAAAAAUUCCACAUUUAGGUGGUAAUGUUCAAAAAUCAGCAAAUAACGAUAUAAAGUUUAUAUAUGAUUUUUUUAAAAAAACUCUCAGUUUACGAACAAUACUUUUUAGUUAACUCAAGGAGGAGUUAGCCAUGUAAUUUUUAUUUCCUCAAUCUUGACUAACUGUCUCCAUGAACUCAUAUGAGUUCUUGAGUCACUAGAAAUUUUAAAUUACAGACAUCAUUAAUACAUGAAUUUUUAAACUUUUUCAAGUCUGAAUCUUGCUUUUCCCUGCAAGAAAUGCCUGUUGUAUUUGCAAGGGAAAAAACAAUUCUUAAUAUAUUAGCAAUCUACUAUAAAUCAAGGAAUAUUAGAAAUAUUGGAGUAUAUUAAUUUUCGAGCGAAUCUAGCAUAUUUAAGAAUCGGUUGUUGGUUUGGGUAAGGGUGGGAAUAAGUUUUAUGCUUGACCAGAAGCUAAUCAAUUUUCUUGGCAACUCUAUAAAGGAGGCAUUGUUAGCAAGGAUUGUGGAACAGCUUUAGACCAUGGUGUUUUGAUUGUAGGUUACAACUUUAGCAACUCCCCUCAAUACUGGAAAGUCAAGAACUCUUGGGGCCCAACUUGGGGAGAACAAGGAUACCUCAGAAUCGCAGUCAAGGCAGGAGCUGGUAUCUGUGGUAUCCAAAUGCAACCAUCAUAUCCAACAGUUUAA